AUGGUGACAGCCAACGUCCUGCUCGGCUCCAGAGGGCCAGUGAYUCCUUCCUCCGGAUGGCUGGUGCGGAGCAACAGGGUUCAGGUGACCACCAUCACCAACGACAUGGGAGCUCCUAGCUCUGCGUGCGGACACUGGGUCUUGUGGGGAGGACCCAGUGGUGACACCAGCGAGGAGGCCAGGAGAGCUGGCACUGCACCUGCCCAAGUCACUGAGGGGCAGGUGAUGGCAGCGAAGCUCCUGCAGUGCCUCAUGCAAGGACUGGCUACCAUGAAAUUUGACAGGAUCCUGCCCAAGCUUUUUAUCUGGACCAUUGAUUCUCAGAGCUCCUGUGAGGCUUUUGGACAGCCAUAUUCCUCUUACCUCCAGAAUACAGAGUGUGUUUUGGAGCCUCUCUCUCUGCCAGAAAGCCCAGCUGGUGGUGCUGCCAUAGAAAGCUGCCCCUAUGUGCCCUGCAUUUUCUGUGAAGAGGGCUACCUGCUAGCAGAGCAGAGCCAGCUCCUCAAGCAUAUGAUCAUUGAACACAAGCUUGUCAUAGCAGAUGUGAAACUGGUUGCAGAUUUUCGAAGAUAUAUCUUGUAUUGGAAGAAGAGGUUCACAGAGCAGCCCAUCACAGACUUCUGUAGUGUCAUAAGAACGAAUUCAGCAGCCCCACCAGAAGAACAGGACAAUUAUUUUCUUCUAUGUGAUGUUCUACCAGAAGACAGAUUACUUAGAGAAGAGCUGCAGCAAAAGAGACUGAGAGAAAUUAUAGAGCAGCAGCAGAAGGAGAGAUAUGACACAGGAUUUCAUAGCACGUGUAUGUUUUGUGAUCAGGAAUUCACAGGAAAUAGAUCUGUCCUUCUCAAUCACAUGGCAAGAGAGCAUGCUUUUAACAUUGGGCUGCCAGAUAACAUCGUGAAUUGUUACGAAUUUUUGGCUGUAUUGCAGAAUAAGCUUGACAAUUUGCAGUGUUUAUACUGUGAAAAAGUCUUCAGAGACAAAAACACACUUAAAGAUCACAUGAGAAAGAAGCAGCAUCGCAGAAUCAAUGCCAAAAACAAAGAAUACGACAGAUUUUAUAUCAUUAAUUACUUGGAAUUUGGAAAGUCCUGGGAGGAAGUACAAUCAGAAGAUGACCGGGAAUUGCUAGACAACCUGGAAGAAGACUGGUCUGACUGGGAGGAGCAUCCCAUGUGUGCAGUUUGCCUGUUCUGUGAACAACAAGCAGACACCACAGAAAAACUUUAUUUUCAUAUGCAGAAAUCACAUGGAUUUGACUUUCCUAAAAUAAAGUCAGAGCAUGGAUUGAAUUUUUAUCAGCAAGUAAAACUAGUGAAUUUCAUCAGAAGAGAAAUCCAUCAUUGUCGUUGUUACAUUUGCCAGGAGAAAUUUCAAUCUAAAACAGAAUUGAUAAGUCAUAUGGAAGAGACCAAACACGUUACAUUCCUGCCAGCCAGGUCGACGUGGGAUCAACCACAGUAUUAUUUUCCUACCUAUGAAAAUGACACACUCUUGUGUACACUGUCAGACAGUGAAGAUCUGACAGCUGAGGAUAGUAGUGAAGAUGUCCCUGUUGUAAGUGAAGAUACCUGUAAUCUAAAAGCUCUGAAACAGAGCAGUGUAUUAAAUCAGCUCCUGCAUGAAGAGAAGAGAAGUCAGGAGAAACUUUGACCUUCAGAUACCAUCACUGACCUUUGACUGUUUCACCUCCAAGACAAAAAAAAAAAAAAGCCAUUAUUUUAUGAAAGUAUGAGUAUGGUUUACCCCAUAAAUGAACUGGGCAAAUAGUACAUGAAUGCUAAAUAAAAAAUCAUGU
This is a messenger RNA of Nothoprocta perdicaria, 1798 nucleotides long. RefSeq names its product zinc finger protein 277 (gene ZNF277). The record is from RefSeq and is a predicted model, not a curated record. The coding region runs from base 1 to 1653 and encodes 550 amino acids. Lineage: Eukaryota; Metazoa; Chordata; Aves; Tinamiformes; Tinamidae. The transcript is spliced from 13 exons.